Molecule: messenger RNA, 1169 nt
Organism: Zychaea mexicana
Lineage: Eukaryota; Fungi; Mucoromycota; Mucoromycetes; Mucorales; Lichtheimiaceae
Product: Rad9/Ddc1
Exons: 8
Coding region: 108-1046 (312 amino acids)
Biological process (GO): DNA repair; DNA replication checkpoint signaling; mitotic intra-S DNA damage checkpoint signaling
Cellular component (GO): checkpoint clamp complex
Source: RefSeq, a predicted model, not a curated record
GUUGAUCGAACGAAGAAAGGAGGAAAUGCGCAGCCCAGAUUCUUUCUCAGCUCUGCCGCCACGCUUUACUUGAAACGAUACAAAUCCAUACACCCUCUCGUUGAUCGAUGAGCUUACAAGCAGAGAUCCCUGGCUCUUUCAUUAAAGUCUUUUCUUCAAAUAUCGAUGCAGUCGUAGGAUUUGGGGAUGAGUUAAACAUCGAGGCCAUGAAGACUCAGUUUAUUCUAUGGACGUUAAACAUGACAAUGACAGGCCAAGCAAUCAUUCGAAUUUCGCCUGUAUUUUUUGACAACUAUCGCGUGAAGCGGCCUACAGUCAGCAGAGACGAACGCGGACGACCUGUCAAAGGCGAAAGCUUACGAGCACGUGUGCUAAUAAAGAAACUGCGGACGGUUUUCCGGAAGAACCAGAACAUAUUGAACUCCUUGGAAAAAUGCGAGAUCACCUUGCAGGAUCCAGGUGUUCCAAGAGAAGGAGAGGUCGUAAAUGUUGAAUCGAGGUUUAAUAUCAAGCUUUUAUCACAACAAGGUUUAUCAAAGAAGCAUUCAUUGCGAUACGGCGAAACCGACCCCGUAGUCGCAUUAUAUAGGAAAACCAUGCAGCACAAAUUCGCCGUGGAUGCGAAUCUUUUAAAUGAUUAUCUCUGUUUCUUCCACCCCAAAGUCACAGACGUAGCGAUCGAAUGUACCCCAGAUGCAGUCAAGAUUAAGUCAUAUUAUAGCGAUUCGCACCGAGCAGGGGAUCGACCCAUGCAUAGCGAAUUUACGAUCAAUAGCACAGACUUUGCAUCAUAUCAAGUCCAACGCAAUGUUCAAGUGGCAUUCAAUAUUAAAGAAUUCAAGACAGCUAUCAACUAUGCGGUGGAUAUGAACAUGUUGCUAAGUGCAUGCUUUGAUGAACCUGGAAAGCCCAUCGUAUUCACAGUUGAGCUGUCUGACAUGAUUAUUGCCGAUUUUGCAAUAAUCACCCAUCUGGAGGACCCUGUACCAACACAAAUGACAUCCCAUACUGAAACUAGCAUUGAGACUCGAUCCGGCUAUCGCUAAUUCUCAUAUAACCCAGCAUAUUUAAAUACACACUCAUUCCACUAGCAUCUGUAUAUAUAUAACGAUCUUUUCAUGUAAUAUUAUAGUUAUUAAAAUAUAUAUAAACUACACACACAUACGAAC